This is a messenger RNA of Sinocyclocheilus rhinocerous, 693 nucleotides long. RefSeq names its product structural maintenance of chromosomes protein 5-like. The record is from RefSeq and is a predicted model, not a curated record. Lineage: Eukaryota; Metazoa; Chordata; Actinopteri; Cypriniformes; Cyprinidae. Bases 232 to 684 code for a protein of 150 amino acids. The transcript is spliced from 4 exons.
AGGCCGGUGAUGAUGUUCUGCUCUCACGGGACCCCAAGAAACGACGGACAGGAGACACAUUUACAAGUCAGCACCAAGGACCAUAUACUGUGUCCAGCAUCUCUUCCAAAGGGGUGGCCACUAUCGUCAAAGGGUCAGCUUGUCAGAGGGUCAAUGUGUCAAGACUGAGGACAUAGUACAGAUUGAAAAGAGGAGGUGCCAUUGAUUCGCCAGUGGUGGUGAAUUCAGUUGAUGGAGAGGUUUUGCCUUGAAGGGCAUGGACAGAGAUUUGCACACUGGACAGAAGAAGCAUCCCAACUCCUUCAGGGAACCCUUGAGCCUGUCUUUAGGGUGUCAAAAUCCACCACCACCAAACAGUCACCCAGCAGAAGAGUUGUGGCUGAAGAGGACACUGAUAAGGUGCAACAGCCUACCAUCGUGAGAGACCUUCAUACAGCUUGGUACUGGGUAAACAAUCACAGAGACUUAUUCCGUGGAGAGGUGACAGAGCCUGCUUUUCUGCAGAUGAACAGUGAAAGUCAACAAAAUGCACUCAGGAAGGCCCUGGGGAGUGAAUUCCCUGAAGCAAAGGCUGACUUUUUGUUUAUAUUUCAGUCUCAAGAUGACAUGGAAACAUUUUUGUCAAACUGUGUUGAUAAACAAGGCCUGAAGGUCAAUGCCAUGUUCCUCAAUCAGCAAUUGUAGUAGACGAGG